GAGUUCCGACUGCCAAACUUAACACUUCCGCAGUUUGUUCAAACUUUAGGAAUUUGUACCUUGGUGGGAGCACAGCACAACUGCACAAGUGAAAUCGAUGGCGUCUUCGGCGGCAGCAAUGAAAGAGUUGCAGCACGAGCUAGAGAACAAGGCCAACGAUCUCCGUAAACUUCAAAAAGAUAUUGCGAAAAAUCAUGAAAUCAGAAAGAAGUACACCGUGCAACUCGGCGAAAACGAGCUCGUCCUCAAGGAGUUGGAUUUGCUGAAUGAAGAUGCAAAUGUGUAUAAAUUGAUAGGUCCAGUUUUAGUCAAGCAGGAUUUAGCGGAGGCAAAUGCAAAUGUGCGCAAAAGAAUCGAGUAUAUAUCUGCUGAAUUGAAACGUCUUGAUGCAACGCUCCAAGAUAUGGAAGAAAAACAAAAUAGCAAAAAGGAGGGGAUAAUGAAGAUACAGCAGAAAAUUCAAGUUCUUCAAGCUGGGAAGUCCAAGGUGUAGUGACUCAGUGCAUUGAAGUGCCUUGUCUAGUAGUAAAUCGGUUACCUGCUUAAUUCUGGUUUUUCUUUUUAAAAUUAUUGUUAUAGAGAAACCUGGAAAAUAUUCUUGUCAACGGUUGAUAUAGCUAAAUUUGGGGUCACUAGAGGAAUUCAGUGUUAGAAUAUUUUCAAAUUUUGGACUCAAAAAGAAAAAUAUAUAUAAUGGCGUGAGCAUCUCUUAUUCUUGA
Beta vulgaris subsp. vulgaris (sugar beet) is the source of this 719-nucleotide messenger RNA. RefSeq names its product prefoldin subunit 6. NCBI's taxonomy places the organism in Eukaryota, Viridiplantae, Streptophyta, Magnoliopsida, Caryophyllales, Amaranthaceae. Gene Ontology annotation, biological process: protein folding; chaperone-mediated protein complex assembly. The transcript has 5 exons. Gene Ontology annotation, cellular component: cytoplasm; prefoldin complex. The record is from RefSeq and is a predicted model, not a curated record. Gene Ontology annotation, molecular function: protein-folding chaperone binding. The coding region runs from base 98 to 493 and encodes 131 amino acids.